CGCCUUUCAUGGCCGAAAAAGUAAAGUUGAGUGUUAAAAUGCGUGGCACAUCACAUUCCCCGCUGUUUCAACUUGAAAACCCAAGAGACACAUGAUGUCUUCUUCUCCGAAUCCGGCGAAGAAACCGAAACUUGAGAUCAUCACAACAAACCCUAAUUGGCUUGAACUUCCCAAAGACUUAACAUCAAACAUUCUCAAAAGGCUCGGUGCUGUUGAAAUUCUUACAAAUGCACGCAAUGUGUGUCCGUAUUGGUGGAACAUUUGCAAAGAUCCUUUCAUGUGGCGUGAAAUUCAAAUGGGAACUUUUCAUCUUUACUUUCAAUAUGCUAAUGCUGAUGCUCCUGAUCUUGAUUAUUUGGUCAAGCUUUGUCAAUAUGCUGUUGAUCUAAGUUCUGGUCAUUUAGAAAAAAUUGAUAUUUAUAGAUUUGGUUCUGAUCAUCUUCUCCAAUACAUUGCUGAUAGGGCAAGUAACUUAAGGCAUAUACAACUUGCUUCAUGCAUGAGAGUUUCAGAUGAAGGAUGGUGUGAAGCUGCAAAGAAAUUUCCCCUGUUAGAGGAGAUUGACAUUUCACACGGCUUCCAAACUAAGAUAUCUCUUGAAGUUAUUGGCCAAAAUUGUCCUUUGUUGAAAUCACUAGUAUAUAAUGGGAUGUCCUAUGGAGGCCGCAGCAAGUGCGAUGAGGCAUUUAUUAUUGCAAAGACAAUGCCUGGGCUACGCCAUCUUGAUAUUCACAAAAACCCUCUCACUGAUGAUGGGUUGCUUGCUAUUCUUGAUGGAUGCCCUCUUCUUGAAUCUCUUAACAUUGCAGGAUGUUAUAAUCUGGAUUUCGAUGGAAGCUUGUGGGAGAGAUUGCAUAAUCAUAUCAAAGAUUUGCAUCUUAGGGAGUACUAUCCAGGCCCUUAUUAUCAUAGUUUUGAACCGGUGUGUGUAUAUGCAGAUUCAAGUGGUAUUUCUUAUUAUGAAAUUGUUGAGAAGUUUGUUGAUCCCGAGUUCAAGGACGAGGAUUCUGAUGCUUAAUUUGGACCGGAGUGUUUAAGUGACGAAAUGAGGAAGCGAAGUCUUAAAAGUAAUGAGCAAGUUAUUAUUUUCUUUUUGGCAUGUCUUCCAUUUUCAAGUGGAAAUUUCAAAUGCUAUUAUCCUUGAAGAAACUUGGAUGUUAAUGUUGUUUUAAAGGAUUUUUGUGGAAGACAUUGCCAGCUUGUACGCAGGCAUAUAUGGCUUGCAUUUUUUUGAUCAAUGGUUUAUUGACAUGCUUUAUUAAUAUUGAAGUUUCCUUUUCUUUUUCAUUUA
Molecule: messenger RNA, 1291 nt
Organism: Medicago truncatula (barrel medic)
Lineage: Eukaryota; Viridiplantae; Streptophyta; Magnoliopsida; Fabales; Fabaceae
Product: putative F-box/LRR-repeat protein 9
Exons: 2
Coding region: 92-1018 (308 amino acids)
Molecular function (GO): protein binding
Source: RefSeq, a predicted model, not a curated record